Odontomachus brunneus is the source of this 4737-nucleotide messenger RNA. Its product is annotated as laccase-5-like. Gene Ontology annotation, molecular function: oxidoreductase activity; copper ion binding. The transcript has 11 exons. Gene Ontology annotation, biological process: iron ion transport. Lineage: Eukaryota; Metazoa; Arthropoda; Insecta; Hymenoptera; Formicidae. The record is from RefSeq and is a predicted model, not a curated record. The coding region runs from base 1521 to 3557 and encodes 678 amino acids. Gene Ontology annotation, cellular component: plasma membrane.
AAUCGAGUCAUAAGAUGUCUUUAGGACGUCUUUAAGACAUCUUAAAAAUAUUAUCUUUAUAUAUAAAAUAUUAUCUUUAUAAUAUUUAUUUAAAAAUAUUAUCUUUAUGAUAUUGUCUUCAAGAUAAUACCUUAUAAACUUGUCUUAAAGAUGUCUUAAAAACGUCUUAUGAUCCGAUUUUGGAUAUUGUGUUUAAGUAAAGACUUGGUUGGCCGCAUUCGUUUCUAACUACACUUCUCCCAUGAUUAUUGAUCAAUCGAAAAAGCGUGUUUAAAGCGUUUAAAGAAGUGACAUUUUGACAGAUCAACGUGUCGUACGUGUCAAAUAAUAAAAAAAAUAUGUAUAUUGUCAUAAUUAUUAUAUAAUUAAUUAUAUAUGAACUAAUUUUUAACUAGAAAAAUAAAUUACAUGGUAUUAAUCCUUAAUAUAUCAAGGAGAAUCCUCUGAGGACCCUAGAGGGUAAUUUUAGUGCAUUGUUGUAAUUAUAACAUCUAUCUUUCUAAUAAUUUUUGUGUGUGUCCAACGUCGACUUGGAAUUAAAGAUUAAGAAGAUUGAAAAGAUUGAGAUGCUCCACACAUAGUUUUGUAUACUUGAAGCCGCAAAGUGUUAAAUUCGUUAGAAUCUGACGAUAUUGUCUAGGUGGCAAUUUGACAAAUCUAAUAAAGUUUAAUGAAGCAAAACCAAUCUAUACGACGUGAUGAAAAGCUGCUAUAAUUGUGUGGAAAAUACAAAACGAAGUACAAAUAUUUCAAACGGUAGUUUUAUGUCAAUAUCAACAUUAAAGUCGAUAUUAAUAUCUUUUUAAAAUAAAUCAUCUCGAUUUACACUUUAAUUUUUAAUGUAAACGCAAAAAGAAAUUAUGUCUUUUCUUUUUAGAUAGAUCAUUAUUUUUUCGUAAGUGUUAUCUUUUAUAAUAUACACGAUAAAAUAUUCGGAAUGUGCUCUGUUAUUAUUGAAUUUUAACAAUAUAUCUUAAACGUGAGAAUUAGUGUUAUUGGUGUACUUUACAUUAGUCUAACAUAUACAAUAAACAUUCAAAACUAUUGAAAUAGAGAUAUGACUUGCACAAAUAGGUUUUAAAAUAAAAUGUUAAUUGCACCAAUUACGGACAAAUAGCAGAGCUGAUAAGAACUGUGUACACAAAAACUGAAGUCUACCGAAAAUUAAGUUCUCAAGUAAAAAAACUUGUCAAAUUAUGUUGUCAAAUUUAUUCAAUAAUUGUCAAAUUUAUUCAAUAAUUCGUAAAUUUAUUUAAUAAUAAGAUAUCUACAACAUAAAAAUAGCUUCAAUAUUCUGUAAUUAAGUAUCAUUUUUCGUUAUCUAGAGUAACUGCUCUUCGGAAACCUAUCAUUAGAUGAUACGAAAAGCAUAUUUUCAUAAAAUUGGUGGUCUUGAGAGAGACAAAAGUAGUAAAAGCAACUACAUAUUAGAACUGUGUUUAAAAAACGCCAGUACGUGAGUCUGUAAGCAUGUAACGCACGCAAUUGCAAGCAUACGAUAUUUGCCAUUUUAUUACAGUAUGCGACCACGCGCAGAAACGUGUGUAUUUGUGUUAAUUUUUUUUAUAUAUUCGGACAUACAAUUUUGUAAAGCAUAUUGGUGGUGGUGGUGGUCGUGGUCAUCAACACCAACAGUAGAAGAUAUGGAAACAACACCACUUAUCUCUACCACAUCAACAGCUUCGCCGUCCGAGCAAUGUUCAACAUCAGAAGAAUGCGCACGGCAAUGCCAAGAUGGAGAGUCACCGAAACUGUGUUGUUAUCAAUUUAUUGUCGAAUAUUACACGACAAAUGGCAAAGCAUGCGAUUUUUGUCAACCACCGGUGAAUGACUCGAGGAUAAACUCACAGUGUCAAUGUAUCAUAAGUGAUGGAUUUGAGAAAACGGUAUUUUCUAUCAAUCGUAUGAUACCAGGCCCGAGUAUUCAGGUUUGCAAGGGCGAUACGAUCAGAGUCAAUGUGAAGAACGACGCCGAGGGUAGUGAGGUUACUAUACAUUGGCACGGAAUAUUUCAAAAAGGUUCUCAAUAUUACGACGGAGUACCCUUCGUAACGCAAUGCCCAAUUAUGUCAUCUGAAAGCUUCAGAUACAUAUUUCGCGCAGAUAAUUCGGGUACGCAUUUUUAUCAUUCGCAUAUAGCGGCGCAUAUAAUAGACGGACAGCAUGGAUCAUUAAUCGUCCGUGACCCGCCUUCAAGCAAUCCUCAUGUUCGUUUAUAUGACUACGACUUUCCGCAACACGUAGUAAUAAUCAGCGAUUUGUAUCAUGAACUUACUAUGGAACGUUUUCCUGGUCGAUACAGAUCAAAUUCAGGACAAGUUGCACAAAAUUUUUUAAUCAACGGCAGAGGCGAUUGGACGGAUCCUACGACUGGAGUGAAUAAUAACAUUUCAUAUUCAACUCUAAAUGUUGUAAGCGAAAAAAAAUACAGAUUUCGCUUCAUCAACGCGUGUGGCGCAGUAUGUCCGGUCAGAGUGUCAAUUGAGAGUCAUUCGAUGAUGAUAAUUGCUACAGACGGUGAAGAUGUGGAGCCUAUAGAAGUAAAUGCGAUCAACAUGGCUUCAGGUGAACGUUUUGAUGUUGUGGUAUACGCAAAUCAAACUCCGGGUCAGUAUUGGAUAGUAGUAAAAGGACUCGGCGAAUGUAUAGUUGAGGGUAUAUAUCAAUUGGCAAUCCUCGACUAUGGCAGUUCGUAUGUAUCGUUAUCACCAAAGCCAUUAUAUUCUGAUCUACCUGAAAAUAUUGAUAGAACUUUUAAUCCUCUGAAUUCUACGGACUGCGGCACAAAUCUCUGUGUGCAUCAAACAUGCAAGAAAGACAUGUCAGACCAGGAUAAAAGCUUAUUGAAUGAAAAAGCGGAUAUGUCAUUAAAACUGUCGUUCGAUUUUUUCAAUUACACUUUAUCACCAGAUAUGUACAAACUAUUUACUACGAACUCACCAGAUUACAAAAAAUUCUUUGUUGCUAUCGAUAGAUCCCACUUAAUAAGUAGGAUAAAUAACAUUUCGUAUGUAAACCCGCCAGAAGCUCUUAUUUUGGCGACUAGUCCAUACAAGUUCUUAUGUGAAGAUCAUUCUAUGCCGUCUACAUGUACAGAACCCUGCACUUGUACUCAUGUUUAUAAUAUUCCACGUGACAUAAUCGUGGAUGUGAUGAUCUAUGACAAAGAGCCUUUGCAAGAACUGAAUCACCCGUUUCACCUGCACGGCUACAAUUUCUGUGUACUGUACUCGGGCCAGUUUCAGAAUGCAAUUAAUAAGAGUUAUAUAACAGAACAAGAUGCAGAAUAUGAGUUGCAAGUUUAUAAUCAGCAACAUAGCUCUUAUAAUUGUUGUGCUCCUAAGGAUACUGUGAUUGUACCAAAUACCGGUUAUGUCAUCUUACGUUUCAAGGCCGAUAAUCCAGGUUGGUGGUUCUUUCAUUGUCAUUUCAGUUGGCACACCAUGGCAGGAAUGAAUGUUGUUUUUCAUGUUGGAAAACCACGUGAUUUGCCACCUAUACCAACAGAUUUUCCAGAAUGUCACAACUUUCCGAAAAAUAUUGACGAAAAUAAUUAAUUUAAUUAAUUCUACGACAAAGAUAAAAAUUCGUUUUUUUUUAAACAAAGACAUGUUUCUUGGAUUUUGAUUCCAUUUACCGCAAUAAUAAGCAUUAUAAGCACAUUUGAAUUAUAAUAUACUGAGCAGAAAAAUAUUAAUAAAAAUAAUCAAUUAAAAUAAUUAAUAUAUAUUAAUAUGUAUGAAAUUACAUAUUUUAUUAGCCGUAAUAAAAACAAAAUAAAAGAGUAAUUAAUUUUCUUAUAUUAACACUUUAUGUCAAUCUAAUUGAUUUCACAUAUUAUAGCAUUGUCGCGCACAUCAUGUCGCGCUUGUCGCAAAGAAACAAUCGCAUUUUAAACAUUUUCAAUGAAACCCUUGCUAACAGAGUUUGUCCAAAAACAUCGCGCACUCUGAUUCAUCAAUCUUUUUUAUCGGUAUCUUGAAAUUUCACAUGAUUGUUUGCAAAAUACCAAAUGCCGUUUGUCUUUGUGCUCAGAUUGACAUGCUCUAAUUUCACACAUAAUUUUGUAUGGGUUGCGUUUAGAAAUAUACACACACUCUGUAUACACGAGUAGAAUAUAAAAAUAUCUCACACAAAGGAACGUCGUCUUUACAUUCUAUUAAAAAAUUGGUAUAACUUCUGAACAAAUGGAUGUAUUGAUAUAUAUUGCGGCGAAGUAAACAGUAUUCAAACAGGAUAUUUUUUACCUCUGACGCUACGUGACUUGUAGUAACUGGCAACGCUAUUGGAACGAAGGAAUAAACAAAAAAAAGAGCUAUGUACAUCAGCGCAAAAUUAUGCAAUCGCAGAAAAAUAUUGUUUUGCAUGCAUUACAAUAAUAAUUGACUUUACGAAGAUUUCUUAUUAUUUCUAUCUAUAUCAUUUAUUGAAACUCCACUUCAGCUUUGAAGGUCAUAUCGAUCAAACAAAUCCGUCAAAGAUGAACAAAAUUCAAUAAUAUUUAUACGUUUUAUUCUGUGUUUAAAGAUAAUUCAGCGUUUCAAAAUAAAAGUAUAGAGAAUAGAGUAUUGAUUCAAUGAUUGUGAUUAGUAACUAUAUCAACGCAACUUAUUGUUACAUUAACACGUAAUGUUUUGAAUAGGCGUAAUAUUUCUUUGAAGACGUGUGAUCGCCGAUUUUGUCGACCAACUACUUGUUCUUUACAGAACAUAUAAAUAAAUUAAUAAAUAAGUAAUA